AUGCCUAACGUAUCCUUUGAUAUCUUCUUUGACAAGGACUUUAUCAACAUCACCGCCACUCGAGGACAGACUGCCCCCAAGGCCAAACCCGAGUGGAAGGUCCGUACCGCGCCCAAACUCCCGCCGAAACCCGUGGUCGAGGAUCACACUGGAACUCCCAGACCGCCACCGAGGCAGAAGUUGACCACCCUUCGUCAACCAGUGCAUCCCCACCACUCGCAAGAAGCCCCGCCUAGCACCCAGAAGCCUGAGACCGCUGAAAGCGUCAACGGUGUCACCUCUGCCGGCGAAGAGAAGCCCAAGCGAAAGCCUCCGAAGCUUGGUCCCAGAAAGUCAGCCACCCCCACAACCCCUUCAGCCACCCCGGCUGCGUAA
Messenger RNA from Fonsecaea erecta, 375 nucleotides. RefSeq lists its product as hypothetical. Lineage: Eukaryota; Fungi; Ascomycota; Eurotiomycetes; Chaetothyriales; Herpotrichiellaceae. The record is from RefSeq and is a predicted model, not a curated record. The transcript has a single exon. The coding region runs from base 1 to 375 and encodes 124 amino acids.